Medioppia subpectinata is the source of this 873-nucleotide messenger RNA. NCBI's taxonomy places the organism in Eukaryota, Metazoa, Arthropoda, Arachnida, Sarcoptiformes, Oppiidae. The record is from the annotation of a GenBank genome assembly.
GCCUUUAAAACUAAAUACGAUUUAAAUCAUCACAAAAAUUACAUUCAUUUAAAAAUCAAGAAAUUUAUUUGUGAUUUCAAUGAAUGCAAUCAGAAAUUUACAAAUAGAAUGACAUUAUAUAGUCAUAAAAGAUCUCAACAUUUAUAUAAAAAUUUUCAUUGUUUUUGGCCUAAAUGUCAAUUCAAGACAACAGACAAAUUCAGUCUUAAAUAUCAUGAAUUAAUUCAUUCGUCAAUAAAACAAUUUAAAUGUGAUUUUAAUAAUUGUAAUAAAAGCUAUACUCAAAGUCCUAAUCUUCAAAGACACAAAAAUAGAGAUCAUUUAAAUGUGAGAUUUAUUUGUGAUUUCAAUGAAUGCCACAAAAGUUUUGACUCAAAAUGUAAUUUAUUUCGACACAAAAGUUGUGUUCAUUUAAAUGAAAAGAAAUUCAAAUGUAAUGAAGAAAAUUGUGGCAAAAAAUUCAAAGCAAACAAGAAUCUUAUUUUACACAAACGCAUUCAUUCGGGAGAAAAACCAUUUAUUUGUAAUUUUAAAGGGUGUGAUAAAACAUUUCGGACAAAACAUGAAUUAAGAUUACAUAUGAGAAGACAUGAAAAUAAAAAAUUUGUCUGCGAUUUUACUGAUUGUCAAAAAACUUUUAAAACAAAACAACAAUUAUUUCGACACAAAAAUUGCGUUCAUUUAAAUGAAAGACAAUUUAAAUGUAAUGAAAAAUAUUGUGACAAAAAUUUUAAUACAAAUCAACGCCUAAACGAACACAAAUUCAGACAUUCGGGAGAAAAGCCAUUUAUUUGUGAUAUUAAUAAUUGCAACAAAAGUUAUAAAUGUAAAUAUGAUCUCAAAGAACAUAUGAAAAUACAUAAUAUUCAAUAA